UCAGAAACAGCAUAAAAGAUUGCCAAACGUACCAAAGAUAAGCCACUACAAUCUUAUCUACCACUCUUUCAAAGAUGUAUCUUCCACUCUUCAUCCUUUCUCUCCUCGUUUCGCUUUACCCGGCUAGCGCAGGGGACUUCUGCGUAGCAGAUUUGAACCUUCCUGACGGACCAGCAGGGUACUCGUGCAAGAGCCCUGCUAAGGUCACAGCUGAUGAUUUUGUUUACCAUGGUUUAGCCGCUGCUGGCAAUACUAGCAACCUCAUCAAAGCUGCCGUGACACCAGCAUUCUCUGCUCAAUUCCCUGGUGUUAAUGGCCUUGGAAUAUCCAUUGCUCGUCUAGAUAUCGCCGUUGGUGGUGUUAUUCCCAUGCACACUCACCCCGGUGGCUCUGAAAUCUUGGUUGUUAUUCAAGGCCAAAUUUGUGCAGGAUUUGUUUCUUCAGCUAACUCUGUGUACAUUAAGACACUUAACAGGGGUGAUGUGAUGGUUUUCCCACAAGGGUUACUUCAUUUCCAAAUCAAUUCUGGUAAAUCACCAGCUAUUGCUUUUGUUAGCUUCAGUGACCCAAGUCCUGGACUUCAAAUCACUGAUUUUGCAUUGUUUGCAAACAGUCUUCCUACCGAAAUCGUUACAACAACAACAUUCCUUGAUAAAGCUACAGUGAAGAAGCUCAAGGGUGUUCUUGGUGGUACCAAUUAAUUGGUUAACUUUGUUAGCCAUGCUAUAAAUUUAUUCAGUUGUGAUUCUAGAAAUUGAACAAAAUGGAACGAAGGAACCCUAAUAACUUGUACUGUUUGUUCGUUUUUUUGUUUGUUUAGAUGUAAUGCAUUGUUGGUUGUUGUAUUUGUUUUCAGAAUUUGUUGGAAAGCAUGUUUUUUUCCUUUAA
Molecule: messenger RNA, 888 nt
Organism: Beta vulgaris subsp. vulgaris (sugar beet)
Lineage: Eukaryota; Viridiplantae; Streptophyta; Magnoliopsida; Caryophyllales; Amaranthaceae
Product: auxin-binding protein ABP19a
Exons: 1
Coding region: 75-701 (208 amino acids)
Cellular component (GO): cell wall
Molecular function (GO): manganese ion binding
Source: RefSeq, a predicted model, not a curated record